Scleropages formosus (Asian bonytongue) is the source of this 3695-nucleotide messenger RNA. RefSeq names its product SH3 domain containing ring finger 2 (gene sh3rf2). Gene Ontology annotation, biological process: protein ubiquitination; positive regulation of proteasomal ubiquitin-dependent protein catabolic process; positive regulation of JNK cascade. NCBI's taxonomy places the organism in Eukaryota, Metazoa, Chordata, Actinopteri, Osteoglossiformes, Osteoglossidae. The coding region runs from base 645 to 3053 and encodes 802 amino acids. Gene Ontology annotation, molecular function: protein binding; ubiquitin protein ligase activity. The transcript is spliced from 11 exons. The record is from RefSeq and is a predicted model, not a curated record.
UUAGACAGUUUUUAAUGUGCUUCUUCGUGUUUAACGUAUCUGACUCUGAGGUGAGCGUCGCUCUCUGCCGGCUUCUCAGGGGUUAAGCCUUAGGCUCUCUCUGUGUGUAAAGUGACACCGCUAAUGGGAACACACACCUCGGAAACUUUUCACUAUGGACCUGAGGUAAAAUAACUGGCCAUUCUUAGGAAGACGAGGUCGGUCAUUGUACACACACACACACUGACUGAAUGGUAAUGGGUGCGUGUGUGUUUAUGCUAUUUCCGCGAGCCGCACUCCGCUCGCGGGCCUCGUACUGAGUUGCGCGCCGUUCCCGCGAAGCGCGCGCCCCACACACAGGUGUGACGACUCCGAUCUCGUUCGGUCUCGGUUGUCGACGAAGCGUUCGCGGCGAUACGGUUGUUUCUGACUCGACCCCCUGGAUCUUCCAAGAAGCGCUUUCGCUCGAAAACUGCGAAAUCGGUUUUCUCACGAGCUCAAACGUGUGUAUUUAGUUAGUGUGUUUACUUCUUCCCACUUUCGGAGUUCACUUCCUAUAUAAGUGCGGUGCCGGGAAGCCUACCUGUGCCUGGCGAGCAAGGAAGGUGAACGCAGAACGUAGUCCAACCAAACAUGCUGAAGUCUGUGAUUUGAGAGCUGCUUGGAUGGAGAUGCCAGGCACGAUGAAGGACCUGGCUGUGCUGGAUCUUCUGGAAUGUCCUCUGUGCUUCGAGCCGCUGGACGUGAGUGCCCGGGUUUUGCCAUGCCAGCACACCUUCUGUAAGCAGUGUUUGCUGAAACUUGCGGCGUCCGAUGCUGAGUUGCAUUGCCCAGAGUGCCGCACCCCCGUGACGGAACCUGUGGAGAAGCUGCCUGCCAACCUGCUCCUGGAGCAUCUCCUGGAAGGGCUCCGCCGGGGGCCAGGGGGGACCGUGAGACACAGGACCCUCAGAUACAGGAUCCCCCCUGGUCAGCACCUCUCUGUAAGAAAUAAGGACACACGCUACUCAACACUGAGACAAACACACAGUCGAAGGAAGCACCUUGAUGGGGUUCCUUGGGCUAGAGCCUUGCAUAACUACAAAGGCAACUUUCCGGGAGAACUCAACAUUAAAUCUGGGGAUGUCAUCAUCCUGCGUCGGAAGGUGGAUGAGAACUGGUACCAUGGAGAGGCCAAUGGCAACAGUGGGCUGGUCCCUGCCAGCAUGGUGCAGGUAGUCAAUGAGUUGCCCAAGCCACUGCCCUUGUGCCGUGCUCUUUAUGACUUUGACAUGAAGGACAGGGGUCAAGAGGACACCAGGGACUUCCUCACUUUCUUCAAGGGAGACAUCAUCUCUGUAAUACGGUGUGUGGAUAAGAACUGGGUUGAAGGAAAGCUGGGACAGAAAGUUGGAAUUUUUCCUCUGCAGUUCACAGAGCCGAACUCCGCGGCACUGAAGCUCCUGGGGAGACGGAGGCCAGGCGGCCCCCUGGACUCCCAGGCCCGGAUUGCGGCGAGUGGCAGCGGUGGUACUGAGGGCACGGUGGAUGCGGGUGGCCGCAGGCUUGCCUCCGGGGUCCCCUCCGGCCCUGCAGUGGCCCCCACCACCGGGACCCUCAGCCACGUUAGCCAGUCAGCUCAGGGCCCCCUGGGUGAGCGCCAGCCCUCCUCCAUCAGCGGUUCCACCUUUUUGGUAUCCAGCAGCUCUGCUGUAGCGGCCCAGCUGUCUGAGCGGCGUCCCGAUGGGCUUGGCAGCAACACAUCUCAGGGUCCCAACUCAGCGCCCAGUGAAUGGAGGACCAGCUACGAGUCACCACCCAUCAUCACCAUGGCACUCGUGAACCCCCAGUCCCUCUCGGGCUCCUCUGAGAGCAAGCAGUCUUCCACUCAGCAGCUCUCCAUCAGCGUGUGUGCGGUGCUCUACUCCUAUGCCCCUCGUCGGCCAGAGGAACUGGAGCUGCGCCAAGGUGAGAUGGUGGGCGUCUAUGGCAGGUUUCGGGAAGGCUGGCUCCGGGCCCUGUCUCUGAAGACGGGAAAGGUGGGCAUUCUGCCUGCCAAUUAUGUCACGCCGGUGCUCAGGACAUCUGCUAGGUUCUUGGAUGCCAAAUCUGCUCCAGCUCAGAGCACGAUGGCAGGGAAGGGGUCCAUGACAUGCAAGUCCCAGGCUGCAGCUGUUGCCAUGGACAAAGCUGGCGCCAAUGGGACAGUCCGGAUGGGUGGACAGGUCCCUACGGUUGCCACGACAACGGCCCCAGUGAUGCCCUCUGCAAGCACGUCACGAGCAACCCAGCUGGGCUCCGUCAGACGGACCUUCCAUCCUCCACCAAGGGCUCCCACUCUUCAGGGAAGCCUUUCGUCCCGAGUGCCACCAUCCUCCAUUGUCCGUCCCCAGCCGGCACCUCUCUCAGUGGGCCCUGUACAAAGCUUUGCUGCCACACCUAAUACGUCCAAAAUGAGGAGCACCCUGCUUGCAAGCUCCAGUAGGCCACCAUGCUGGGUUCAUGAAGCAACACCUCCCUCUACUGGUGGCUCUUUGUCCCUGGACCUUCAGGAACCCGUUACAAAAGAGGUUUUGGAGAAGCAGGUCAAUGCAGGUCCCCAGUCUAUUCUGGUCAAACCAGAUUCCUACAAGAACACUUCAGACAAGCCCAUUAAGUCAGUGCGAUUCCUGACUCAGGAGAACCCCGCAACAGGAACAAGGGCCACCUCUCUGCCUUCAGAAGGUCAUACCGGUCCCAGCAUUGAACCUGGGUGUACCCCAGAAGCAUGGGGGAGCCAGAGUCUUUUAGGGUCUUCGGGUGGUGACUUCAAGCUCUCUGACAACAAAACCCCAGCGCACAAGAAGGGUAUGAUCCAGAACCCUGUCACAGCAGAAAACCUGCCACCCUCCCAUAAAACUGGUCUUUCAUCAAACCUGCAGUCCAGCAGCUACAGACACAGGGUCUCGGCAGCUGAUGCCCACCUGAAGGAGGGUGAGCCAGGGGUGGCGCAUAGGCCUCGGCAGGAAACCUGGCUGCCUGCGACCCAGGAGAAGAGUGGGAGGACGGGCCUCGUGCGGGGCAGCAUACCGGAUGUUCUGGAGAAGCUCAGUUGACUGCCGGGGGGGGCAGUGACCCCGUGAGCAGGGAGGUGCCUUGUCCAGAUUGCUGUAGCACGGAUACCUUGUGUCUGAGGGAUGUUGUAGAGAUUAAAAGAAACGUAUUUACUUCAAUUCAGGUCGGUUCUAGGCACAGAGCCAAAUCAUCUGAAUGCUCCCUUUCACACAAAAGUCAGAGCCCAAACUAUGUUUAAUUGGAAAAAGGACUUAGAUAUGAAAACACCGCUUUUAAUCCUGUUUGAGUAUUUGCAUUUCAGCAGUACUUCUCUCAAGUCAUACUUUGAGUGUUGUAAUAUAUUUUUUACCACUGCUUAUAUUGGCAGGUGUGCACCUUGAAAUACUUUUAAUCCUUACAAAACAGAUUAUAUAGUAAUAUUUUAGACUUAAUGUUAUUUAAAACAAUUGCACUUUUAAAGAAUAAGCUGUCUUAAGUCCUCUAAAACAAAUCAAAGUAAAAGGCAAGCAACAGAGUAUCUAAACGAAGACCUUGUGAACUUAUCCACACUGAUGUGUUUAUCAGGUGUCACUAGCUCUAAUUGCUCUUCCCAUCUGUGAGUUCAGAAAUGUUAAGUUUUUAAUGCAGUUAGCACAACUUCUACACACCUGUCUCUGUACGUGGCCAAUGAACCAGUUUUUUUU